AUGCAGCUUCGUCUACCGAUACGGGUGGCCCUCCCGCGGGUCACGGCCGCCCGCCCCGACACCGGACGGCGACUGCUGCUGCCCCUGACGCCCUCUCGCGGCAUCAAGUACGGCUGGGCUACGGCACCGCCACGCUCCAAGCCCCGACGAUUCAACCAGCCCAACACGGGCCUCCCAGUGCUGACGACGGGCCCGGCGGCGGCGCUCAAGCGGCGCGAGAACACGACACCCUACCGCGCGGGCGUGCUGGCGACCAAGAAGGGCAUGACGAGCAUGUUUGUGGGCAAGGUGCGCACGCCGUGCACGGUGCUGCAGCUCGACCAGGUGCAGGUCGUGGCCAACAAGACGCGCGCGCGCCACGGCUACUGGGCCGUGCAGGUCGGGCACGGGUCCAAGAACCCGCGCGGCCUCACGAGCCAGCUGCUCGGCUACUACGAGGCCAAGGGCAUCGCGCCCAAGGCGGACCUGCACGAGUUCCACGUCCGCGACGCCGACGGCCUGCUGCCGGUCGGCGUGCAGCUGCAGCCCGACUGGUUCCGCGUCGGCCAGUACGUCGACGCGCGCGCGCGCUCCCGCGGCAUGGGCUUCGCCGGCGGCAUGAAGCGCCACGGCUUCGCCGGCCAGGAGGCGUCGCACGGCAACUCGCUCAACCACCGCACGAUUGGCACCACCGGCCCCUCGCAGGGCGGCGGCAGCAGGGUGCUGCCCGGCAAGAAGAUGCCGGGCCGCAUGGGCUUUGAGCACGUCACGGUGCAGAACCUCAAGGUGCUCAAGGUCGACAACGAGCUCGGCGUCGUGCUCGUCAGCGGCCCCGUGCCCGGCCCCAAGGGCCGCGUCAUCCAGCUGCAGGACGCAAAGAAGCGCAAGGCCCCCGGCAAGCCGUUCCGCAAGAGCGCGCUGGUCUUGCUCAAGAAGAGGCAUCCCGACGCCGCGGCCAAGCUGCGGGAGGCCAGGGAGACGCACAUGAGGCUCAAGGAGGAGCGCCAGGCACAGAACGCGGAAUUAUAA
Messenger RNA from Cordyceps militaris CM01, 1008 nucleotides. RefSeq names its product 60S ribosomal protein L3. Gene Ontology annotation, molecular function: structural constituent of ribosome. NCBI's taxonomy places the organism in Eukaryota, Fungi, Ascomycota, Sordariomycetes, Hypocreales, Cordycipitaceae. The transcript has a single exon. Gene Ontology annotation, cellular component: ribosome; mitochondrial large ribosomal subunit. Bases 1 to 1008 code for a protein of 335 amino acids. Gene Ontology annotation, biological process: translation. The record is from RefSeq and is a predicted model, not a curated record.